AUGGCUGGAAAAAAAAUUGCUGGUGUCUUGGGUGCCACAGGUUCUGUGGGUCAACGUUUCAUUCUUUUGUUGGCUGACCAUCCUCAUUUCGAAUUGAAAGUCCUUGGGGCCUCUUCCAGAUCUGCCGGUAAGAAGUACAUCGACGCCGUCAACUGGAAACAGACCGACCUGCUACCAGAGUCCGCCAACGACAUCGUCGUUUCCGAAUGUAAAUCCGAAUUCUUCAAAGACUGUGACAUCGUCUUUUCUGGGUUGGACGCUGACUACGCUGGUGCCAUCGAAAAGGAAUUCAUGGAAGCCGGCAUCCCCAUCGUGUCCAACGCCAAGAACUACAGAAGAGAACAAGACGUGCCAUUGAUCGUCCCCGUCGUCAACCCUGAACAUUUGGACAUUGUUGCCCAAAAACUGGAGACUGCCAAGGCCCAAGGUAAACCAAGACCAGGUUUCAUCAUCUGUAUCUCCAACUGUUCUACCGCCGGCCUCGUCGCCCCCUUGAAGCCUUUGAUCGAGAAGUUCGGUCCUAUCGACGCCUUGACCACCACCACUUUGCAAGCCAUCUCAGGUGCCGGUUUCUCCCCCGGUGUUCCAGGUAUCGACAUCUUAGACAAUAUCAUCCCAUACAUCGGUGGUGAAGAAGACAAGAUGGAAUGGGAAACUAAGAAAAUUUUGGCCCCAUUGUCCGAAGACAAGACCCACGUCAAACUAUUGACCCCUGAAGAAAUCAAGGUCUCUGCUCAAUGUAACAGAGUGGCUGUGUCUGACGGUCACACAGAGUGUAUCUCUUUGAGAUUCAAAAACAGACCUGCUCCAUCCGUCGAGCAAGUCAAGACAUGUCUAAGAGAAUACGUUUGUGAUGCUUACAAGCUGGGCUGCCAUUCCGCUCCAAAGCAAACCAUCCACGUUUUGGACCAAGCCGACAGACCACAACCAAGAUUAGACAGGAACAGAGACAACGGUUACGGUGUUUCCGUCGGUAGAAUCAGAGAAGACCCAUUGUUGGACUUCAAGAUGGUUGUUCUGUCCCACAACACCAUCAUCGGUGCCGCUGGUUCCGGUGUCUUGAUUGCCGAAAUCUUAUUAGCAAGAAACUUGAUCUAA
Molecule: messenger RNA, 1098 nt
Organism: Saccharomyces eubayanus
Lineage: Eukaryota; Fungi; Ascomycota; Saccharomycetes; Saccharomycetales; Saccharomycetaceae
Gene: HOM2
Product: aspartate-semialdehyde dehydrogenase
Exons: 1
Coding region: 1-1098 (365 amino acids)
Biological process (GO): L-threonine biosynthetic process
Molecular function (GO): NAD binding; NADP binding; aspartate-semialdehyde dehydrogenase (NADP+) activity
Source: RefSeq, a predicted model, not a curated record